GAAAUUGUAUGGUCAAAAUGGGUCCUCAACAUUUUGUGAAAGUAAAAGUUUAGUAAUUAGGGAGCAACAGAGAACUGCAUCAUAACAAAAAACCAUUUGUUGGAAAACGGUGCAUUUGAGUGAAUCAGAGAUGGCAAGAGAUGGGUGUCUAGCGAGAGUAACUGCUGGUGUUGCUGUUGGUGGUGCUGUUGGUGGCGCUGUCGGUGCUGUAUAUGGGACUUACGAGGCUGUUAGGUUCAAGGUGCCUGCACUUCUGAAAAUCAGAUAUAUUGGGCAAACUACUUUGGGAAGUGCAGCUAUUUUUGGUCUCUUCUUGGGUGCUGGAAGCUUGAUACACUGUGGGAAGUCUUACUAAGCAUAUAUUUGCUAGCUGUGUCGAACAUUUUGAUUGUCGUAGAGCAUGGAAUUGAAUUGUUGUUAUCAGAAUAAUGUGCUUGUGCAAUUCCAGUAUAUUUGAGUCAAGUACUCUGGUAAUUGGUGAUUCAAAA
This is a messenger RNA of Capsicum annuum, 488 nucleotides long. Its product is annotated as reactive oxygen species modulator 1. The record is from RefSeq and is a predicted model, not a curated record. Gene Ontology annotation, biological process: protein insertion into mitochondrial inner membrane; protein import into mitochondrial matrix. Bases 131 to 355 code for a protein of 74 amino acids. The transcript is spliced from 3 exons. NCBI's taxonomy places the organism in Eukaryota, Viridiplantae, Streptophyta, Magnoliopsida, Solanales, Solanaceae. Gene Ontology annotation, cellular component: TIM23 mitochondrial import inner membrane translocase complex.